AUGCCUUGCCUUUACAUCUCCACCAAUGUCGAUCUCGCCGGAGCCGACUCCGCCGCCAUCUUCGCCGCCACAACCUCCGCCGUCUCCUCCAUUAUCGGCAAACCCGAGAAUUAUGUUAUGGUGUUGUUGAAAGGGUCGGUGGCGAUAUCGUUCGGGGGGAACAAGGAACCGGCGGCGUUUGCGGAGGUGGUGUCGAUGGGAGGAAUAAACUCAGAAGUAAAGAGGCGGUUGAUCGCCACCAUUGGAAGCAUUUUGAAGGAGAAGCUGUCAGUUCCGCCGGCGAGAUUCUUCCUUAAAGUCCACGACACGACGGCAGGUCGCCCCGUUUCAAAAUUAUGA
Cucurbita pepo subsp. pepo (vegetable marrow) is the source of this 339-nucleotide messenger RNA. RefSeq lists its product as uncharacterized. Gene Ontology annotation, molecular function: phenylpyruvate tautomerase activity. NCBI's taxonomy places the organism in Eukaryota, Viridiplantae, Streptophyta, Magnoliopsida, Cucurbitales, Cucurbitaceae. The record is from RefSeq and is a predicted model, not a curated record.